This is a messenger RNA of Carica papaya (papaya), 1936 nucleotides long. The record is from RefSeq and is a predicted model, not a curated record. NCBI's taxonomy places the organism in Eukaryota, Viridiplantae, Streptophyta, Magnoliopsida, Brassicales, Caricaceae.
AGUCUGGAGACUUUUGUUUGGCAAUUUAAUUCAAAUGAUCUGGAGAAAUCUAGACCGUAGGUCAAACUGAUUCAAAUUAUCUGGAGAAAUCUAGACCGUAAAUUAAAUUAAAAUGGAUGGAUUUCGCAACUCCACCCUAUCCCUGAACGUUCUGCCUUCUUUUUCUUUGGCCGCAUUUGCAGACCAAAAAUAUCCUUUUCGUCCUUUCCUUCGACGAUCGGACUCUCAUUCGCAAUCUCACUUUUAUCAAUUCUCUGUUAAUGAAAUGCUGUUUGCUUCUUCGUGAUUGAGCAGAAAGAACCAGAAAAAUCCUUAAUUGUUUCAUCUUCUCCUCCUUUCUACAACAGCCGCCUACCUUACAAACGCAACCCUCUCUCUUGUCUUCUUUGGCGCCUCCAAAUAAGAAUUCCCUCAUUAGGUCACCGCAAGUUAUCAUCUCUGGACACUAGCUGUGUUCGUCCUCUGUAGCGAAAUACGACCUCUCCUGAUUUGGCGUUGUACUCAGAUUUCUUUAGCAGAAGACACUCAGAUCAGUUAUAAGCUGGCAAGUUCGAGCUUCAAGUGAAAAACCCAGCAGGUUCACAUUGAUCGGAUUACUGUCUGAUAGAAACAGAGAAAGGAAGUUGUGAUGGCAAAGGAAGGACCCGGCUGGGAAGGAUUGCUUAAGUGGAGUCUUUCUCACUCUGAUGGCACACGCCCUCCUUGCAAUUUGAGUGAUGAAGAUCGGAAAUGGUUCUUGGAAGCCAUGCAAGCACAGAGCGUUGACGUAAUUAAGCGAAUGAAAGAAAUAACUCUUGUUAUGCAGACUCCUGAGAAUGUUCUCGAGGCGCAAGGAGUUACUCCUGAAGAUAUCGAAGGGAUGUUGGAUGAGCUGCAAGAGCAUGUUGAGUCUAUUGACAUGGCUAAUGAUCUUAAUUCAAUUGGUGGCUUGGUCCCCCUUCUUGCUUACUUGAAAAACUCCCAUGCUAAUAUUCGAGCAAAGGCAGCUGAGGUUGUGACCACCAUUGUUCAGAAUAAUCCCCAAAGCCAACAACUUGUGAUGGAAGCUAAUGGCUUGGAAUCCCUUUUGAGUAAUUUUACUUCAGACCCUGAUGUAACGGUUAGAACAAAGGCGCUUGGUGCAAUUUCCUCAUUGAUUAGGCACAAUAAACAAGGAAUAACUGUGUUUCGACUUGCAAAUGGUUAUGCUGGCUUGAGAGAUGCUUUGGGAUCAGAGAGUGUGAAGUUCCAAAGGCUUCUUGAAAAACGGAUUAAGGAUAUCAGCUCGAUGUCAGCCGAAGAUCUAGACGCAGCAAGGGAGGAGAGGCAUCUUGUAGACUCCCUCUGGAGUACCUGCUACAAUGAACCUUCUUCUCUUCGAGCUAAAGGACUUCUUGCUCUUCCCAAUGACGAUGCACCCCCUCUGGAUGUUGUUAGCAAGCAUUUUGAACCUCCUCUCAGAGCAGGGGCGGCAAAUCGUGGUGAUGAUACAAAUCCUAGUUCCAGGAAGCAAACUCCUCUGCUUCUUGGGACUGUUUCUCAACCUGAGCGUACAAAUGAUAAUAGCGGUCAAAGCAUUGGUUAAAAUGUGAUGACCAAACGAAGUCCUGCGGAUGGAUUUCUGGAGAUAGUCUCUUGUGCAUGGUGUAGCUCAUCUUCAAUCAUGGAAGCUUUCUAUUUAAUUGGAUAUUGUUAUUGUUAAUCGUUCCACUAAAUUGUAUGGGAAGCCUCAUGAGAGACCAUAUGGGCCUGGGUUGGGAAAGUUUGUGGUCUCCGAAUUGUAUGCAUGUAACUGGGAUUGAGUUAGAUGUUGCUGAAGGUUUUUUCUUCUUUUCCUUUUUUUUACUUGUCUCCGUUUCUUUUUUCUUAGCUCUUCUUCCCCCUCCCCCCUUUAUGAAAUGAUAAUGCACUACUGUUAUUGUUAAAAUGAUAAUCCACUACUGUUAUUGUUAAUAAA